Molecule: messenger RNA, 810 nt
Organism: Penicillium maclennaniae
Lineage: Eukaryota; Fungi; Ascomycota; Eurotiomycetes; Eurotiales; Aspergillaceae
Product: putative signal sequence-binding GTPase GPN3
Exons: 2
Coding region: 1-810 (269 amino acids)
Molecular function (GO): GTPase activity
Source: RefSeq, a predicted model, not a curated record
AUGUCGAAAUUCGGUCUCCUAGUCAUGGGCCCUGCCGGGGCUGGCAAGACCACCUUCAGCAAUUCUCUGAUCCAGCAUCUGCAAAAUAAUCGCCGCAGCUGCUUCUACGUCAACCUCGAUCCCGCCGCCGAGCAAUUCGCCUAUCAACCGGACCUUGAUAUCCGCGAGUUGAUCACUCUGGAAGAUGUGAUGGAGGAGCUAGGCCUGGGUCCGAAUGGUGGCUUGAUCUACUGUUUCGAGUUCCUGCUACAGAACCUCGAGUUCCUCUCCGAAGCUCUUGAUCCAUUGAGCGAAGAAUACCUCAUUAUUUUCGACAUGCCCGGCCAGAUCGAGCUCUACACUCACAUCCCGUUGCUUCCGUCCUUAACACAAUACCUUUCGCGCCAAGGCCCCUUAAAUAUCAACUUGUGCGCGGCCUACCUGCUCGAAACCAUGCUAAUGCUGGAGAUUCCCCACGUGAACAUCCUCAGCAAGAUGGAUCAGGUGCGCGAGAUGGUCACAAAGCGAGAACUCCGGCGAUUCGCAAAUGUGGACGUUCAGUUGUUGCAAAAUGACGAGGACGAUCCCAAGGCGCGCGCCAACCCCAUGGCGACGGACGCUUUGAUGAGUGGCGGAUCCUUCAAGCAGCUCAACCGUGCUGUGGCACAGCUCAUCGACGACUUCAGCAUGGUCUCCUUCCUGCAGCUUGAUGUACAGGAUGAGGACAGCGUCGCCGCCAUCUUGAGCCACAUCGACGACGCCAUCCAGUACCACGAAGCCCAGGAACCCCGGGAACCUAAGGAUGAACAAGAAGUGAAUUAUGAGGAUUGA